AUGCUGGGCUCCUCUCUGGUGGACCUGAGUUUUCUAGAGUGGCUUUACGUUUGCUUUUGCCGGUUACCCAGGCUUCACGGCUUUGAUAUCCUCCAUUUGAUUGCCAACUCCGCACAAAGCGAUCGUCAAAGCCUCUUCCAAGCUGCGGAGCGAAACCUAGAUGUGGAAACCCUCUCCAGGGCCGCCUGGGCGCCUGGCAUUGCUUGGCACACGCAGCCCCGGCCGGGCUCCAGCCAGACUGCUGACCUCGCGCUGGCGCUGUGUGAUAUAACUCGCUCGCACGGGGAGGCGUUAACUGUCUCGUGCCCAAGCUCUGAGCCCUCACGUGUCUCCAAGAUGCAGGCUCCUGCGAUGCCACUGUUCUGA
Messenger RNA from Rangifer tarandus platyrhynchus (Svalbard reindeer), 366 nucleotides. Lineage: Eukaryota; Metazoa; Chordata; Mammalia; Artiodactyla; Cervidae. The record is from the annotation of a GenBank genome assembly.